Messenger RNA from Coregonus clupeaformis (lake whitefish), 2791 nucleotides. Its product is annotated as solute carrier family 13 member 5-like. Gene Ontology annotation, cellular component: membrane. NCBI's taxonomy places the organism in Eukaryota, Metazoa, Chordata, Actinopteri, Salmoniformes, Salmonidae. Gene Ontology annotation, molecular function: succinate transmembrane transporter activity; citrate transmembrane transporter activity; sodium:dicarboxylate symporter activity. The coding region runs from base 13 to 1764 and encodes 583 amino acids. The record is from RefSeq and is a predicted model, not a curated record. Gene Ontology annotation, biological process: citrate transport; monoatomic anion transmembrane transport. The transcript has 12 exons.
UCAAGUCAAAGGAUGGCAGCAUUUCUGAAAUCCCUUCGGAAUCUGAAGAAUGAGAUUGUUCUAUUCUCUACCCCGUUACUUCUUCUCCCGCUGCCUUUAGUCAUUGGAACAAAGGAGGCAGCAUGUGCCUAUGUGAUCAUCCUGAUGGCAGUGUACUGGUGUACAGAGGCCUUACCGCUGGCUGUCACUGCCCUGCUCCCUGCUGUCCUCUUCCCCAUGUUUGGCAUCAUGCAGUCCAAAGACGUGUGUAUGCAGUACCUGAAGGACACCAACAUGCUGUUUGUGGGAGGACUGAUGGUGGCGGUGGCAGUGGAGCACUGGAACCUGCACAAACGCAUUGCCCUCCGAGUGCUGCUCUUUGUAGGGGUGCGCCCUGCUCUUCUGAUGCUGGGCUUCAUGGGGGUGACAGCCUUCCUGUCCAUGUGGAUCAGUAACACAGCCACCACAGCCAUGAUGGUACCCAUCGUCCAGGCUGUUCUGGAGCAGCUCAACAACUACAAAGAGACUGAGAUGCCUGUGAUCCUCAGUACUGAGGAGGGUACCCAGCUUCAGGACACCACUGACAGCAAACAAACAGAGAAACAGGCAGAGGGACAUGUUGUGGUGACCUGUUUAGACCCGUUUAUGGAGGCUAUCCAGCGUAAGGAGGCUGCAGACAAGAAGAAGAUGUGUAAGGGCAUGACGCUGUGUGUCUGCUACGCUGCCAGCAUCGGGGGCACUGCCACCCUCACAGGGACUGGACCCAACCUGGUGCUCAAGGGACAGAUGAACCAGCUGUUUCCUGACAAUGGAGAUGUCAUCAACUUUGCGUCCUGGUUCGGCUUUGCUUUCCCCAACAUGAUCCUGAUGCUGACCCUGGCUUGGCUCUGGCUGCAGUUUGUCUUCAUGGGAUUCAAUUUUAAGAAGACGUGGGGCUGUGGGUCAGCGAAGACAGAGAAAGAGAUAGCUGUAUAUAAUGUGAUCAAGGAGCAGCAUCGUCAGCUGGGCUCAAUGUCUUUUGGAGAGCUGAGUGUGCUGGGUCUGUUCAGUUGUCUGGUGGUUCUGUGGUUCACCAGAGAUCCUGGCUUCGUGGCAGGCUGGGCCACAUACAUCUUCAACACUGACGCAGAGUAUGUAACUGAUGCCACAGUGGCAGUGUUCAUCGCUGUCCUUCUCUUUGUCCUGCCUUCCAAGGCCCCACGCUUCUGCUGCAGGAGGUCCCAAAGCUUUGACACUGAGCACCAGCACCCGGCUGGCUCCACACCAGCUCUGCUUACUUGGAAGGUGGCCCAGAAGAAGUUACCCUGGAGCAUCGUUCUCCUCUUGGGGGGAGGGUUCGCCCUGGCCAAAGGCAGUGAGGAGUCAGGUCUGUCUAAGUGGAUGGGGGACCAGAUGACUCCCCUCCACACCAUCCCACCCUGGGCCAUCGCUAUCAUCCUGUGUCUGCUGAUCGCCAUCUUCACAGAGUGCACCAGUAACGUGGCCACGGCCACUCUCUUCCUACCUGUCCUCGCCUCAAUGUCCCAGUCCAUUGGAAUGAAUCCUCUGUACGUCAUGGUGCCUUGUACUCUCAGCGCCUCCUUUGCCUUCAUGUUACCUGUGGCCACACCGCCCAAUGCUAUCGUCUUCUCAUAUGGCUACCUCAAGGUUUCUGACAUGGCUAGGACAGGUAUAGUAAUGAACAUCAUCGGCAUCCUGUGUAUCACUCUGGCCAUCAACAGCUGGGGCAGGGCCAUGUUCCACCUAGAUACAUUCCCUACCUGGGCCAACACUACUGGGGUGUGAGGACCCCGAGGGGCCCCGGGCCAGGCCAUGAAGAACGCAGAAAGAGGGCCCCUCAUGUGCCAGGGGCCUCUGGCGAGAACGUGACUGGUCGUGUUUGGGUGUUGGGAGAAAAGCCACGUAGCUUCCAUUACAAAGGACACUUGAAUCACCCUGUGGAAAGAGAGAAUGGAUGGAUGCAUGGAUGGAUGGAUGGAUGGAUGGAUGGGUGGAUGGGUGGGUGGAGGGGUUUAACUGGAGAGAAGAGUGAUGAAGGGUUAAAGUAGCACUACUGUACUUUUAAUGCUGUAAUGUGUUAUGCAGAGUAUGUCCAGUUCCAUUUAAAAUGCCCAAGUAUUAUCUCUAUCAAAUGAACAUGUUCUCAACUUCUCACUCUCAGAAGUAGCUUCUGCCUCAUAUUUGUUGGUCUGUUUAUAUCUCAAGACCCACAGUUGCUUAAAAUCCAUUUGGGGUUUAAGGUUUUUGAUCAACUGUUCAUUUGCACAAAAUAGCUUGUGAACUCUGUGACCAAACAUUGUAUACCAUCUUCUCUUUUUGCUAAUCUUAGUAUUAGAUGAACUUGUUUUGAUUUUGCUCGUACUCACCGGUGAAACAUGGUGCAUUGUACUUCUGAUGCCACUUGAACUUUGAAUACUGUAUGACUGUAUAACUUGAGAUCCCUCUGUACACACUUUUCUAAACUUUAAUCAUUGGGGCUGGAAAAUGCAAACAUGUUUCUCCUUUGUUAUAACAGUAAUAUAAUAUGUAAUUCAAUACUUUUUAUUGAAUUAUUGUAAUAUUAUCUUGAUCAAAAGUUGUAUAUUUAUGAGAUGUAAUAUAGUUUAUAGUGUAUUGGUGUUUGCUCCUGCACACUCUGAAAUGGCCAAAAUGUCAAAGGUCAUGUCUGGGCUGCUUGCAUGUAAAGUCAGAGAUGGAUACAAGUACAAAAUACAAUUACAGAAUACAAUUACAGAAUACAAUUAUAAAAUACCAUAAAGAUCAAUGUAUCAAAAUAAACAACAAAAUACUUGUAUUUUGAAAUGUAUUUAAU